AUGAGCUUCAGGCACGACGACUACACCAUAGCAUGGAUCUGCGCCUUGCCGCUGGAAAUGACAGCGGCAAAGGCCAUGCUGGAUAAGGUCCAUCCUUCACUGCCCCAGCCGGAAACCGACCACAACGUCUACACACUUGGGAAUAUUUCCGGCCACAAUGUGGUGGUGGCCUGCCUCCCGUCAGGUGUUUACGGAACCACAUCUGCGGCAAUCGUGCUUGCUCACAUGUUGCCGACGUUUCCUUCUCUUCGAUUUGGGUUGAUGGUAGGCAUCGGGGGCGGGGUGCCCGGCAAAGUCGCAGAUAUUCGCCUUGGGGAUGUGGUCGUUAGCAUGCCAACUGCGGCCUCUGGAGGCGUGAUCCAAUAUGACUAUGGGAAGACACUUCGUGAUGGACGUUUGCAGCGUACUGGAUCGCUUAAUCCACAAUACCUGCUCACCGCAGUAUCUCAAAUACGCAGUGAUUACAUGGUCAGAGACUCACUCCUCAAGAAAGGCGGAAUUGGAAAAACUCAAAUCGCACUGGAGCUAGCUUAUCGCGCACGACAAAAGGUUCUUGGAAACUCGAUUUUCUGGAUCCCAUGUAUGAGCUAUGAAAGUGUCGAACAAGCUUAUCUGAGCAUUGCCUCGAGCCUAGAAAUGACGGAUAUAAAGCCAGCAGAGGUGAAAGAGCAAGUCAAAACUUUCCUCAGUCAAGAACACGCUGGGAAGUGGCUUCUUAUUUUUGACAAUGCGGAUGAUGUGGAGAUGUGGACCAAGGGAAGCGCGACUGCGCCACCACUCAAGGACAUUCUCCCCCAGAGUGAACAUGGCCAUAUACUCUUUACUUCGCGGAACCGAAAGCUCGCAGUGAAGUUGGCGUCACCGAAUGUGCUAUUGAUUCCUGAGAUGGAUCGAAGCACCGCCAAAGAGAUAUUCGAGAAAUUACUCAUACAAAAGGAUUUGCUACAGGACGAUUGUGCAACUACUGCUGUCCUUAAGCAGCUUGGCUUUCUGCUGCUUGUAAUUAGUCAAGCCGCAGCUUAUAUCAAUGAAAAUGAGAUUUCGUUAUCUGAGUAUCUGUUAUUGUUAGGUGAGCAAGAGAGAAGCACAAUUGAAAUGCUAAGCAAGGAAUUCGAGGACGAGGGACGCUACGCAGAGAUUCAGAACCCAGUGGCGACAACCUGGUGGAUCUCUUUCUUGCAGAUCCAGCAACUGGAUGAAUUAGCGGCUGACUAUUUGUCAUUCAUGGCCUGCAUUAAUCCACGAGAUAUCCCGCAGUCGAUUCUUUCACCUGCAGCUUCAGUAAAGAAACAAGCAGAGGCAAUAGGUCUUCUGAAGGCGUAUUCCUUUAUUACUGCACAGAUGAGAAUAGACAAGACUGUUGAUAUUUGGGCAGAAAGAGCAGCAUGCCAGUUAGAUGACGUCUUCCCUGAUGAUGACCAUGGCAAUCGAAAAAUAUGGAGAGACUACCUACUACAUGCGCUCUAUUUGACAAACAGUGAACAAUUCCAGAGGUGCCGGCAUGAGUAUCAUGAUCUUUCUUCAAGGAUAGGAAGAUGCUUGCAGAGCGAUGGAAGAUAUAAUGAGGCUCAAAUUUUCUUUACUGAUGUCCUGGAAAUCGGGGAGACAGCUCUCGGACCCGAGCAUCCCGCGACUCUCACCAGUGUCAGCAACCUUGGUUCAGUGCUUGAGGGUCAGGGCAACGUCAGCAACCUUGUUUCAGUGCUGGAACGACAGGGCAAGUAUGAAGAGGCUGAAGUCAUGCACCGACGAGAUCUAAAGGGAUCAGAGGAGGUACUAGGACCAGAGCAUCCUGACACUCUCAUCAGCGUCAGCAACCUUGGUUCAGCGCUGGAACAACAGGGCAAGUAUGAAGAGGCUGAAGCCAUGCAACGACGAGCACUAGAAGGCCAUGAGAAGACCCUAGGACCAGAGCAUCCCGACACUCUCACUAGUGCCAACAACCUUGGUUCAGUGCUUGAACGACAGGGCAAGUAUGAAGAGGCCGAAGUCAUGCAUCGCCGAGCGCUACAAGGCUAUGAGAAGGCCCUAGGACCAGAACAUCCCAACACUCUCACCAGUGUCAGCAACCUUGGUUCAGUGCUUGAACGACAGGGCAAGUAUGAAGAGGCCGAAGUCAUGCAUCGCCGAGCGCUACAAGGCUAUGAGAAGGCCCUAGGACCAGAACAUCCCAACACUCUCACCAGUGUCAGCCAACCUUGGUUCAGUGCUUAA
This is a messenger RNA of Aspergillus thermomutatus, 2214 nucleotides long. RefSeq lists its product as uncharacterized. Lineage: Eukaryota; Fungi; Ascomycota; Eurotiomycetes; Eurotiales; Aspergillaceae. The transcript is spliced from 4 exons. The record is from RefSeq and is a predicted model, not a curated record. Gene Ontology annotation, biological process: nucleoside metabolic process. Gene Ontology annotation, cellular component: kinesin complex. Bases 1 to 2214 code for a protein of 737 amino acids. Gene Ontology annotation, molecular function: protein binding; catalytic activity.